AAAAAAUCACUGCGUGUUAUUCAAAUGAAAAGUGGAUGUUCUGAGUUUUGAAAAGUUUGGCCUGGAUUGUUUCAAAUUUCUGUUUUAUCAAAAAAUCAACAAACAACACAGGUGGUAUUUACCUGUAUGGCACCUGAAAUGGUGAAGGUCAAGAUGUAAGGAAGUGGGCCAAAUAGAAACAAAAGGGCAUUUUGAGGAAAUAACAUUUAGGAAGGCGAAGAAUUGUGACCAAAAUCCAGUUUCAUAUCCUGUUUGUAUACCCAAAGUAUGAGGAAGAGAGGAAUACGCAGGUGAUUUAGGAGAAAUGAAGGGGAAAAAAACGAAGCUGAUUGAAGACCCGACUGUUCAUCUAUACCUAGGUUUAUCCUCCCCAGGUUUAAUGUGUAUACAGUGCAUUGUUUUAUAAUAUAUAACCCCCUAAAAACCUGAAGCAGCUGAUGUACAUGAUGUACACAAACCUGUGAUAGACAGUUGGAGAGAAAGAAAUUUAAUUAGGCGUGAUAGGCUGGUUCGUCAAAAUAAAUGACUUAACGGCCUGCUAGAUGAACUAUUGUUCUCCGUCAAGGAUUAACUGUUUCCUUUGCCUAUGGUCUAACCUUUCGGAUUAAUAUCCUCUUCGACAGAUUAUCAGGGUUCUUCAGUGUAUACCCUGGUUAAAAAAAUUAGGCCUUGUUUAACUUUAGAGGGUUUAUUGGCCUGGCUUUGCGACAGCUUUAAUUGACCGUUUGGAUUAGUGAUUAUCGGUAAUUUUUACCUGUCCCUUGUCUCACGAGUAUAAACUCCCCGUCCUAGUGUAUUAUUCUCCACACUGAUAAUUGACUUAUACAUGUACACUUGGAAUGUUACACCAUUGAUUAUUUCAACAGAAGGCCAAGUUUUCAGUGUAAAAAGACCAUCCAGUUGGGGAGGAUUCUAGAAAAGGUGAAAUUCAGGUAUUAACGAAGGUUUUAAGUUUUGUGGUGAAAUUGAUGGAAUUUGGUGACAGCCCUUGAUUAAGGAAGUUGGUCAACAGUUGUUCACUGCUCACUGCUAUUAGCUUUUCCUGGAUUUCGAAUGGCCACUUAGAUGAAUUUCGGCUAAGUACUUGUGAUGUUUAUGACGUGAUAAAAAUCAAGAAGUGUUUUCUACAAUUGCUACACCCAAAAUAAGUUUGAAAUUAAUGCAUUACACAGAAGGUUGUAAUCAUAGCAGGUUUUGCAUAAUAAUUGAGCUGGAUCUGGUUUUUAUGGUGAAAUGUUGAAACCAUUGUGAAUUGUCCUUGGGCAAUUGUGUUGGUGUGUGUUUUAAUUCUUGAAUGGAAGUGCACAAUGAUUAUCUACAUAGCCCACAGCUUAUGUAUACUGGAUAAUUAAGUGCAAGUAUAAAGUGAGAAAAAAUGUCAACCAAAUCGCGGAAAAAAGUGGGAUUUGCAGAAGAUGUGAAAUCAGAGGAGCGAGAAUCUCGAAGUAGAGGACGGACAAAGUUUCGUGAACGACGAUCGAAAUCCCAAGAUGUGAAAUCCAAUCGGAGCUCAUCACUCUCUAAAAAACGGGACCACAGUUUGAUUUCUUUAGUUCGUACCGGUUCAAGAGCCUCUGUUCGUAGCCUUGUAAAACUGUUUGAAAAUGUUGGAGGGAUGAAUGAAGGUCGUAAGAGUCAGAUAGUACUGCCAGACGAGCGACGACUUGACCUUCUGAUCCAGCCCAAGUUAACAUCUAGGGACCUUUUAGAUCUUGUGGCUUCCCAUUUCAAGUUAAAAGAAAAAGAAUAUUUUGGUCUAUGUUAUCAAGAUGACACCGGGCACCAGAAUUGGCUGAAUUUAGAAAAGAGAGUUUUAGAACACGAAUUUGUCCGCAGGGCUGGAACACUAGUUUUAAUUUUUGCUGUUAGGUUUUAUGUUGAGAGUAUAGCCUCGCUGAGAGAUAUUCAGACUGUUGAAGUUUUUUUCUUAAACGCCAAACAAGCAAUAUUUAAGGGGCAGAUAGAGUGUGACAGUGAGACGAUAUUUGAGUUAGCAGCCUAUGUUUUACAAGUCACUCAUGGAGAUUACACCAGUGAUGAAAAUGCUAGACAUGAUCUCAAGAAGUUACCUGUAAUUCCUACCUAUAUACUGAGGGAGCACCCCUCUAUACAGUACUGUGAAGACAGAGUGAUAUCCUAUUAUCAGAAAAUAGCCGGAUCAACAAGAGGACUCGCUAUUGUAAAUUAUCUCUCUAUUGUUGAAAGUUUGCCAACCUACGGGACCCAUUACUAUGAAGUUAAGGAUAAGAAAGACCACCCGUGGUGGCUGGGACUGAGUUAUAAAGGGAUCGCAGUGUACGACAAGACAGACAAAACCACACCCAGAAAGGUUUUUAAUUGGAAACAGUUGGAAAAUCUUUACUACAGGGACAAGAAGUUCUCCAUAGAAGUCCACGACACAAAGCGUGUUGUGCACACGCUCAGCAGCUUUAACUUGUACGAGGACGCCAUACUCGAGCCUCCUGAAGAGUUUGAUGAACUCUCAGACGCAAUAACUGACCCCACAACUCAGGUAUCGGUAAGUCGUAGAACCUUUGGACCGGGGAACGUUAUCGUCCACUCCUGGUUUGGAUCCACUCCUCAGCUGACAAAAUGUAUCUGGUGUAUGGCCGUGGCCCAACAUCAAUUUUACCUCGAUAGAAAACAUAAUAAGUCCUCAUUGUCUCAAGCUCGCAGUGUGAGUGAGAUAGCUGCUGAGUUAUCUCGCAGCACAUCAUCAUUACAAGGCUCGCUCGGUUCGGACUCGAUAAGUCGAAGUGGAAGCUCAGCGAGUUUACCAAGUCUCUCUGCAUCAAGGUUUGAUCUGAACUGUGACCCCAGUAUCGAGGCUGUGAAGGCACAGAGAGAGAUGUACACAGCACUGAAGGCCCGCAAGGAAGCCCUGGAGGAGGCAGUCAGCAAGAAGUUAGAGGAGCUCAAACAACUCUGUAUACAGGAGGGGGAGCUGACCGGUUGUCUGCCCUUGGACUACCCCCAGCAGCCUGGGGAGCCCCUCCCCACCAUCAGGAAGAGAGUGGGAACUGCCUUCUCACUGGCUUCCAAGGUUCCCGAGAGAAAGACGGAUGAUGCCUUAUCCACGCUAGAGUUGGAGUACGAGCUCCAGAAGCAGAUCACCAACGCGGCCAAGAAACUGUCCUCAGACAAGUCCGUCAGCAAGUACGUCCGCAAGCAGCGACGCCAGUCCUUCCACAAGGCCCAGGCCAAGCUGAAGGAGAUGGAGAAGAAACUGUCGGAGACCAAGGGGGACCCUAGUCACUUCCUGCCCUCGGGGGCACCAUCUUACGAUGGAUCAAACUCGCGGCUGCAGGACACAACAUCACCAGAACUACCACCCAGACGCAGAGCUGACCGCUCUUCUGGUGACGGCCCCAGACAGAUCACAAUCCAACGGUCAGCCACCACCCGGGAACUGUCCCCUACGUCCCCGCCCCCUCUCAGCCCCACCCUCAGCAGCCCCCAGUUGAAUUCCCUGAGCCAAGCAAACACCUACAGGAACCAGAUUUUCCCUCCCCCUCUCAGCAGUCGAAGUGCUUCGUCUGGCAGCAACAUGUCCAGCCAAUCAGAAUACGAGAACGUGAAACGUUACGAGAAAGGAAGUCAGGACAGUGGUUUUAGCUCAAACAAUAACAUGUAUAAUCUAAACACUCAGCGGACUUCACAUUACGAAAGUACUGAUGAAAUUAAGACUCCCACUAACCCUGAUUUUAGUGACAAUGUACUGACGGGUUAUGGUAAAUCUGACAUGUCUCUUAAGUAUGACGAUUACCGCAAACCUAUGUCUCAGGGACAUUAUGGGAGCUUAGAGCGGAAUACACGCCGCCGAGAUCGGUGGUCGUACAGAGAUAGACAACUUAGUGAUGGUGAAAGUAGUGUUUUAACUGACCUUGAACCUUCUAAAUUUGGAAGCAAGAGGAAUUCUCAAUCAGAAUAUGACCUUGUGUCGUCUAGAAACAGUGUGAUAGAGGUUCCAGUGAAACAUGAGGAAACGGGGACACCGAAACACCAGCGUCAUAAAUCGGCUCCCUGGGAAGACUCCGCAUUCACGGAACCUUCACCAAUAAUCACAAGUCCUGAUCAACAUGAAAACAGUUUUGAAAACCAUUGUUAUAGCCCUCGUUUACAUGAGGGCUCUUUCUUUGGUAGUAAAGGACCAAGUUCUUUAAGUGACCAAAGUUUUUAUCCUGGCAGCAGAUCUGAUUCUCCACAAUAUACCAAAAAGUCAAACGCAGUAGUGACUGUGACCAAAAUUCAGCCUCAUCGGAACGUGGAGGUGAUUUCUAAACCUUUUGAAAUGUCAGACUUUUACAAAUACAGUGAAAAAAUGCGUCGGCAGCGGUACAUAGAACAGUAUCAACAACAGCUGAUUGGAGGAUCUCGAUGUAGCUCCCCCUCCCAGCAAUCCACAGACUCAGGGGGAGAGAACUCCUUCUCAGGUUCAAACUCGUCUUUUGCUCAUCCUGUUUCGUCUUCAUUACACACGAGUCCUUCUCAUUCUUUAUCAUCUGUUUCCUGUCGCCCCGGCCCGGGCUCGCCUGCGACCCGCAGGGGCUCUCCAUUCCUGUCGCACAAGCGAGAGAACGACCAAUCGUUUGAAUCUCCCCAGCAUGGGUCGCCUCGCUUUGAGGCUGUCAAAGAACAUAGUUCUCACGUGCAAUACUCCAUGCAGACUCCAACGGGUACAAGAGUGUACAAAUCUGUCCAAACUAAACACACCCAUUAUCAACCUUUGACCCCUCAAAAGUGUGACCCCCUAACACGAAACCAGGCCUCCACCCCCAGGACUCAUCACAGCAGGCACCACAAAACGCAGAUGGAAAGAAGUGGCGGUUUGAAAUCGUAUUCUCCUAUCCGAGGAAAUCCACAGGACCGGAAGUCGCCCAACGUUUCUAUGGACGCCAGCUUUGCCUUCAGUAAGGAUUCAGUAGCAGACGACUUCGGUGAGGAAAUGAUGGCGUGGAUCGACAAAGAAGGAACCAAUCAAAACCCGUCCUUUGUCUGAAGAAUAAAACUUGGUUAUUAUUUAUAUUGAUAGAAUUAAUAAAUUUUUAAUUUAAAAAUGUCA
Molecule: messenger RNA, 5062 nt
Organism: Saccostrea cuccullata (small rock oyster)
Lineage: Eukaryota; Metazoa; Mollusca; Bivalvia; Ostreida; Ostreidae
Product: FERM domain-containing protein 4A-like
Exons: 22
Coding region: 1376-4999 (1207 amino acids)
Biological process (GO): establishment of epithelial cell polarity
Cellular component (GO): cytoskeleton
Molecular function (GO): cytoskeletal protein binding
Source: RefSeq, a predicted model, not a curated record